AGCAGGGACAGUGUGCUUUCUAGCACAUUAUUUUAGCAUAUAACAUUUUGUAUUUCUUGUAUUUUCACUCAUUUUGUAUGAGAAGUUGGAUGUAAAAAUGUCAACAGCAUUAGAAGUGACUGGAUUCUUCAUGUGUUUGGUGGGCUGGAUUGUUACUGCCCUUGCUGUGGCUAAUGACUACUGGAAGAUAUCUAGCUUGCAAGGCACAGUGAUCAUUUCGAACCGCCUUUAUGAGAACUUGUGGCAUGCUUGUGGCGAGGACAGUUCUGGAAAGGCCAACUGCCAAGAUUUUCAAUCCAUGUUGGCUUUGCCAGUUCAUAUUCAGGCAUGUCGAGCAUUAACGAUCAUCGCCCUGAUCCUGGGGCUGGUUGGUAUCAUUUUAUCUAUCAUGGGGCUGAAGUGCAUUAAGUUUGGGUCGAAAACAGAUGAGUCAAAAGGCAAGACUAUGGUCAUUGGUGGCAUUAUCAUCAUCUCUGCAGGUCUUUGCACUAUGGUGGCCGUAUCUUGGUACGCUGCGCGGAUUGUUGCAGAAUUCAAUGAUCCAUUUUAUGGUGGUGUCAAAUUUGAGCUCGGUACUGGUCUCUACAUAGGUUGGGCUGGUGCAGCGCUGUGUAUACUGGGUGGUGCAUUCCAGUGCAGUGCCUAUCAAAGAGUCUCUAAAGCAAAAGAAAAAGGGGCAUACUACCCAGGUGGUAAGCCAAAGACAAUCUAUACCGCAGCUCCAUCUAACACAGAGACUUCAAAAGCUUAUGUUUGAGAUACCAGGGUCACCCAUAUAAACAAGGCUGAACUGUUGUUGCGUUGAUGUUUGUUUUACUCCAUUAUGUUUUCUCUGCUUUUUUUAGGACUACACUGUGUUCAUGAUGAAUGUAAAAAUUACUUAAAUUAUCAUGAAUGUUGAACUUCUGGAAUAAAAUACAUUGUCUAAUUCAAUUUAUGUAAUUAUUUUGCCAUAGUGGUUGUGAAUGUGUUUAGACUUUUGUUUUUAUGUAUAGGGGAGACUGAGGCGAGCUUUUUACAGCAGGAAAUAUUUCUCACAGUGGGUUUGUUUUUAAAAUUUUAAUUCUCUAUAAGUAAGCUACAUACAUUACAUAUUGGCUACAAAAAAAUAUUUCCACCAUUUUUGCCCUGGAAAACAAAUACACAUGGCAGCAGGGAAUGUUGGCAUGUUGUCACAUUAUAUUAGCAAGUUGUCAGAGUGGGACCUGCUGUUAAAUAGCCAGACAAACAGUCAUAAUGUCAUAAUGUCAAAUUACAACACAUACUUACAGACAACUGCUGAUGUUAGAUUAGCCGCACGUUAGUAUUUGAGUCAUUCCACGAAACCGGUACGAUUUGGACUUACACAUUUUCAGAUUUUUUACCAAAAAAUAUUACUUUUCUGAACACCCCACA
Messenger RNA from Onychostoma macrolepis, 1395 nucleotides. It is a transcript of the gene cldn15la, whose product is annotated as claudin 15-like a. Gene Ontology annotation, biological process: bicellular tight junction assembly; cell adhesion. NCBI's taxonomy places the organism in Eukaryota, Metazoa, Chordata, Actinopteri, Cypriniformes, Cyprinidae. Gene Ontology annotation, molecular function: structural molecule activity. The record is from RefSeq and is a predicted model, not a curated record. Gene Ontology annotation, cellular component: bicellular tight junction; plasma membrane. The transcript has 5 exons. The coding region runs from base 98 to 757 and encodes 219 amino acids.